This is a messenger RNA of Parnassius apollo (apollo), 2358 nucleotides long. The record is from the annotation of a GenBank genome assembly. Lineage: Eukaryota; Metazoa; Arthropoda; Insecta; Lepidoptera; Papilionidae.
AUGUACAGUCUCGCGUUGUUGAUGAGUACGCUUCUAGCACUCGCCGGUGCGCGUAUUUACGAGCGAUGCGAACUUGCGCGCGACUUAAUUAAGCUUGGAAUCCGCGGAGAGCACAUCGCCACCUGGGUCUGCAUUGCCUACCACGAGUCCCGGUUUGACACCGCCGCUCGCAAUGGGUACAGUGGAGACCAUGGACUCCUACAAAUUAGCGAAAUAUAUUGGUGCGGUCCCGGCAAAGCGUGUGGACUACCUUGUUCAGCUUUACGCGAUGAUGAUAUUUCAAACGACGUGGAAUGCGCACUAACAAUUUACGAAGAACAUACACGUCUUCAAGGAGACGGGUUCCUCGCUUGGGUAGUAUACCCACAACAUUGCAGGCAUAAUGCAAAAAAAUAUCUUGCCGAUUGUGACAUUUCUGUGAAAGAUUUAAAUUAUAAUGUGGAAGGCAGAUCACGUUCUUGGCAUAAACACGAUUUUUAUCCCACAGUCAACGUUACUUUAUCAAAUGCAGUGCAAAGUGUAGCAGUUCCUCAAAGUGAAAAAUCAUUUCCAACGUAUCUAUCUAUUAUUUCUAUGUUGCGUCGAAAGUUUGAGCAAGAUUUUGAAGAAGACUAUUAUCACAAGCAGAAUGUGAACUGGUCCCAAUUUAAAAUUGGUAAUGUAGAUAAAUUGAAGCUUCCUAAUUUCAACCUUAAGCCUAAUUAUGAUUUCCUUCAACCAGUCGCCACCCAAAUUACUACAACAUCUACUACAACCAUGCAGCCGGAACCGCAAUAUAAACCAGUCAAGCCAUGGAGAACGAUCGAGACGAAUCAGUUUAGGAGAAGAAUGAUGCCUUUUAAUAAAAAAUCAUCAGAAGAAUAUAUAAAUAGAAAAAACUAUCUAAAUACGUUCCAAAGCACAACACCGCUGCCUUCAACAAUACUUGCAAUUUCAACUACCCAAAAUAGUUCGGUAUACAACCCUCCGAAUGUGAAAAAGACAAUACAAAACACUCAACACAAAAUUAAUAAUAUGAGUUACUUUACUGUUUCUCCAGUGUUAAACCCUUCUUUCCCAAUUCAAGUUUCAUUACCAGUUACGACAUUUUCACCUUUGGUAACAAGGAAGCUGUCAAAUAGUAGUGAUAUGAGCUUGACACAAGAAACACCCAAAAAGAUUCCGUCAAUCAAAGAAACAACAAAAUAUAUAAUGAAAAGUACUUGGGAGACAUACAGUCCAUGGACAACGCCAUUGUCGAUUUCAAAAGAAAUAUCAACGACGCAGAAAUCUGUUCAAAACUGGACUACUAAACGGCUAAAUAUUGAUAAAACCAAAACAACAGUAAAGCAACAGCAACAGUUCAGCACACCUAGCUUUUCAAAGACUUUAACAACUCGACCAUUAGCUACGGCAAAAGGAUAUAGUAAAGAAAAUAAAGAAUCAAGCAAAAUCACUGCGUUAUCUAUACAGGAGAUGAGCACCACAGUGAAGCCAAAAGCGUUGUCAGUUAAUGGUGCAUUAAAUAAUAAAAAUAGUAGCCAAAGUAAAUCUGCGAAUGACGAACAUAGCACACGAAGGUCACAGGUAUCGGCCUGGAGACGCGGCAAAUCCUGGUCAAAUGAUUACGAUAAUGUGACAUACUUCGAUAGAAAUGUUACAUUUAAGCCGGUUUUGACGUCAACAUCGACGAUUUCCCCAUAUCGUAGACCCGGAAAAUAUGAAAAUUCAAGAGACAUAACAUUCCUCACCAAUCAUACGACUAAAAGCGGUAGCGCCCAGUCUCCUUUGAAAUUUACAAAAGCCAAUGAGGGAAAUGAUAAACAAACAGUAAAAGUGACUGGUCUUAUAACACAAGCAACACCAAGAACGACGUUCUCAAUUUUUGAUCUUUAUUUGAACCCCACCCAACGUCCUCAACUGCCAACUUACAAAUUUGCGUUUACUAGUAACAAUGUAAGUGCACCCCUAGUGAUGUCAUAUCCUCAUUUCUUGUUCGCUGAUUCGGUAUAUAGCAGCGGUGUUAUUGGAUUAAAUCCGGAAGUAGAAGAACACAGGGUUUUUCUGGAUCUGGAACCGAACACGGGAACAAUUGUAAGAGGCGCGAAAAGAGCACAGUUCAAUAUCUUCUUACGACCCAUAACGUCCGUGACGGCGACGAACAACCUUAACACAACAUUGACGCCUAUUGUAUGGUUUGAAGAAGGCAUUGAAUUACCAGAAGAAUUGGUGGAUAUGCUGAGAAAUCGAAUGCUAAUGCCACUGAAUUUGGUCAGUAUUCUAUUACCCGUUGUAAUUGCUUUGUGCUGUGUGGUCUUCAUCGUUGGAGUCGUGAUAAUUGUCAAAGUAAAAUUGUGCAACAAGGAUAUAUCAAAAUAA